Pelmatolapia mariae (spotted tilapia) is the source of this 2601-nucleotide messenger RNA. RefSeq names its product guanine nucleotide binding protein (G protein) alpha v1 (gene gnav1). The record is from RefSeq and is a predicted model, not a curated record. Gene Ontology annotation, cellular component: heterotrimeric G-protein complex. NCBI's taxonomy places the organism in Eukaryota, Metazoa, Chordata, Actinopteri, Cichliformes, Cichlidae. Gene Ontology annotation, molecular function: G-protein beta/gamma-subunit complex binding; GTPase activity; guanyl nucleotide binding. The coding region runs from base 383 to 1468 and encodes 361 amino acids. Gene Ontology annotation, biological process: adenylate cyclase-modulating G protein-coupled receptor signaling pathway; Rho protein signal transduction. The transcript is spliced from 9 exons.
CAGAGUUUGAACUGCUGCGGCGGAAAGCGGCCGAGCAGAUUUGUGGUUUCUCUCUUUUUGUUUUUUAACGCCCAGGACAGGCGCUGAAACCUGACGCUAACUGGGGGGAAAAGCGCUUGUGGCUGUGCGUAAAAUCAGUUUUGUCUCGAAAGUUUGAAAUAACUCUUGGAAGUUUGAAGAAGGUUGUUUUGGCAAUGGCCUGGACUUUUUUCUUUGCCGAGGUAACUCCUCUUUUCGCUCUGCCGGUUUAGUUUUGGAGUAGAAGCAGAGCUCGAACUCGGAAUAUGCAGCUUGUAGAAAGAAAGUCGGACUGAUCCCAGGUUGGAUUGCCCUGCUUUUGUUUUCUCUCUGGCCGGACUCGGGGAGGAGAUGCGCGCUCAGGAUGGGACUGUGCCUCGGUACCGAAGUUACAGAAGAGCAGAAGAAGGCGAGGAUACACAGCGCCAAGAUAGACAGAGAACUUUACGAAUCUGCCAAGCGGGAGAUGAACGUUGUUAAAAUACUCAUUCUUGGUGCAGCAGAGAGCGGCAAAAGCACUUUGGUGAAACAGAUGAAAAUCAUCCACAGUAAUGGCUUCACCAAGCAAGAGCUGUGCACCUUCAAGCCGGCAGUGCUCGAUAACCUCCUGACCUCCAUGAAGUUUGUCCUCCAUGGCAUGGGCACCCUCCGCAUCAACCUGGCUAACAGCAGAAACAAGGUUCACGCCCAUUCCGUGCUGUCGUGUGGGCGUUGUUUUGACGAAGACCAGGUGCUCUUUCCUUUCCUGAGCCAUGCCCUGUCCUGCCUGUGGGCCGACCAGGGAGUGAGGGCCGCGGCCGCCCGGGGAUACGAGUACGAGCUCAAUGACUCGGCGCUGUAUUUCUUUGAGAACAUGAGCCGCAUCAUGUCUCCUGAGUACGUGCCCACAGAGACAGACGUCCUUCGAGUACGACUGAGGACGACAGGCGUGAUAGAGACCCAGUUCAAAGUCAACCACCUUAUUUUCAGGAUGUACGAUGUUGGAGGUCAGAGAACGGAGCGGAGGAAGUGGAUUGGCUGUUUCGAGGACGUCCGGGCGGUGCUAUUCGUGGUAUCGCUCAGCGGAUACGACAUGACCCUGGUGGAAGAGCCUUCUGUGAAUCGUCUUCAAGAGAGCAUGAAGCUCUUCUCCUCCAUCUGCAAUAAUAUCUUCUUCCGCAGCACAUCCAUGAUUUUAUUCAUGAACAAGAUAGACCUUUUUCAAGACAAGAUCUUGCACUCUGGGCGACAUCUGCGGUUGUAUUUACCGCAAUUUAAAGGUGCAGACUGUGACGUGGAUUCGGCCGCCCGCUUCAUCGCCGCCACCUUCAUCUCACUAAACAAAACGCCCAGCAAACUCAUCUACCACCACUUCACUACGGCCACCGACACCUCCAACAUCCAGAUUGUCUUCCAGGUGGUUAUGGAGACAAUAAUCAAAGAGAACCUGGAGGCCGUGUCGCUCCUGUGACUGGCAGUGUGAGAACUUUGUCACAUUUUAAAUACUGAAAUAUGGAGAUCAUGUCACGCAAACAAGAUGCCUGAUCUCCCUAAUGUGAGGAGAACCCCGGGAGCUCUGCUGCUCCUCUUCGAUUUCAUGAUCACAUGUAGCUUCUAAAAACUGUUUGAAAGCAGAUUGAAGUGGAGGACCACUUGGUUCAUGCUUUGUUUGUGUUGGUUCCCGAAAUGUUGAGUUUUGAAACCUUUAAUUGAAAGUAAAGGGCAUUAAUGUUUUAUACUGUAGUUUUAUACUGAAGUCAAACUAUGAAAAGUGACGCUGAUUUUUAUUUUUGAAGACUGGAUAUAGAUACAUGUGGCAUUUAUUUGUGUCCUCCUCUGUGAAUGUGGGGCCAGCAUGGAGCGUGGGUGAGGGUUUGUUCAGUAACUUUGGUGGCGCAGUAUUCACUCACGCAUACCAUCAUGUGUUUCCCGCUCAUCCAUCACUUUGUCUCUGCUGUGCGUCAUGCCUGUUUUUUUUUUUUUUUUUUUAAUGAGGUGUUAAUCACCUUAAAAACACACCAGAGUGUGUUGACUUGACAUCCUGAGCUAAAAACGCCCACAUUUUUAUCCGUGCACAGCCCCUCUGUCUUCUGAUUCCUACCAGUCACACUGAUAUGGGGAAACUUAUUAGAAUUUAAAGUGAAAAGUCUGACUUGUGGUUAAUUUCCUUCCCAUCACCAAUGACAAUUAUCGUUCCACUAUUACACACAAACCCUGUUUUGUUGUGUUUUUCAGCCAGGAUGAAACCUCCUAUAUGUGAUUUGUUUGCAAUUAGCUGAGCUGGAGUUUGUUUCCAGGGCUCCCCUGUGCUACUGACUCCAGUAAUAAACAAGAUAUGGUAAUGACUGAUGCAGUGUGAUAUGGAUACUAAAAAAGAAAAAAAGUGAGAAAAACACCCCCAAGUGCCUGAUGAAGUUGUUUUGCUGUGCUGUAAUAUAAAUGCUUCAUACGCAUGUAUGAAAUGUGUUUUUCAUUCUUUGUUUCUUCUUUCUGAAUUAUUUUUCAUGUUUACAGUUCAUUAAGUGUUACGUCCUGAGACUUACUUUAUGGUUUGUACUGAAUCUAGAGUACAAAAUAAAUGUUAUGCUGCAAACUCAAAGGAAA